CCCACAAACAAUCAAUCCGUGUUGGAACGUACAAUGACUUCUCAUGGAUUAGCUGCUGCAAUUUAUCAUGCUUAUAAUAAUCAUCAACAUUUGCUCUUAACACCUGAUGAUAUUUGGUUAACUAUAGCACAGGGAGUUAGUCAACAUAUUAAUUAUAAUGCAGAAAAAUUUCGGUAUCGUUUUGUUAAACAUAAAGAUAAAGAAGAGAUAGCAAUUUGUAUUGAUGGUAUUUUAUUUAGUAAAAAUUCUCGUCUUGAAGGAGAUUGGCCUGAAGCAAUAAACAGAUUGGUUGUAAAAACUGAUGAAGCAGUAGAAAAAAUUGAUAUUAAAACUCUUUUAGAAUGUGAUUUUUCUACAACAACAAAAAAUUCUCUUACUGCUAGUAGAAUAGUUCUUUUGGAUAUGCUUAAAGAGUAUUUUACAUAUAAAGGUUAUUCACGUUGUGGAAUUCCUAAAGUUACUCUUGAAGGUACUUUAGAAGAUUGGAUAAAAUUGCAAGAAAAAGUUAUUCAAUUACGUCAAUUGGACUUAGAUAUGGAUUUUUGGUUAGAUAGGUUGGACCCUGUUGUAUGGAAAUUAGUAGAAACUUAUAAAGGCAACGUUGAUGAAGAAUUUUGGUCAAAAAUAAUUUCAAAAGAUAGUUUUGGUUCAGGUCCUAGUUGGGUUACAGGGUGGACAACGGCCCUUUAUCCAUAUAGAAUGGAUGGA
Rhizophagus irregularis DAOM 181602=DAOM 197198 is the source of this 708-nucleotide messenger RNA. RefSeq lists its product as uncharacterized. The record is from RefSeq and is a predicted model, not a curated record. NCBI's taxonomy places the organism in Eukaryota, Fungi, Glomeromycota, Glomeromycetes, Glomerales, Glomeraceae.